This is a messenger RNA of Drosophila biarmipes, 1062 nucleotides long. Its product is annotated as fibroin heavy chain. The record is from RefSeq and is a predicted model, not a curated record. Lineage: Eukaryota; Metazoa; Arthropoda; Insecta; Diptera; Drosophilidae. The coding region runs from base 1 to 1062 and encodes 353 amino acids. The transcript has 3 exons.
AUGAAGUUCUUACCAGUUGUGGCAGUGAUCGUGCUCUGCGCUGCGGCAGCCCAAGCUGGCACUGGUCAUCCUCAGCUGGUGCGUCUGCACCAGGUCACCCGGGAGGAGUACAACGAGCUCCUGCGGCUCACCCAGGGCAAGGAAGAGGUUUCCGAGGCCCGCCUGCUCAGCAGCUCCAUUGCCGGCAUCAAGGGUUUGGCCUCUGGCUUCGCCGCUGGCAACUUUAUCCCUGCUAUCUUCAAUAGCGGCUCCAAGGAGCCCAAGAAGGGACGUCCCCUGUGCGUCAUCUCCGCCAAUGAUUUCGACAACGAUGACGAUGAGGGAAGGCGCUUGGGACGUGUGGUGAGCAUCGAAUACGAGCCAAACAGCGACUCCAGCUCCUCUUCGAGCAGUGGAAGUGGUCAUGGCGGCGGUCAUGGUAGCAGCAGUGGACAUGGAAGUGGUCACGAAAGUGGUCAUGGCAGCGGACACGGCAGUGGCCAUGGAAGUGGUCAUGGCAGUGGAAGUGAUGAGGACGAUGAAGUGAACACUGUGAACUGCAUCCUGAUCGUUAAUGGCACCGAUACAAAUACAAAGCCUAAGCCAGAUCAUGGUCAUGGACAUGGUAGUGGAAGUGGAAGCGGUCAUGGAAGCGGUCAUGGAAGCGGUCAUGGAAGCGGUCCCAAGCCAGCCCCUUACUACCCACCCCCUCCACCGUACUACGCCCCCUACUACGGCUACCCACCCUACUAUCCUCCCUACCCCUACCCACCACCACCUCCUCCUCCACCACCACCAACGAAGUACAGCCUCUUCAGCGGACUCAAGCGAUCGUUCAAUGAUGAGGAGGAGGACGCAGGUCGCCUGAUCAAAGCCUACAAUGGACUGUACUACCUGCCCCACGGAUAUCCUCUGAGGAUCGGAAAGUACUCGAAGGUCAGCCAGGAGACCCCCGCCUACCAGCCAGCCAGCUAUCCCAAGCAGGAGUACGCGAACACCUAUCCCAAGGUGGUCCGCAACUACGGUCUGACCCACCCCGCUCCCGUCUACGUGCGAUCGCCGCAGUUCGAGCAGGAAAAUUAG